This is a messenger RNA of Trichophyton rubrum CBS 118892, 1644 nucleotides long. RefSeq lists its product as uncharacterized. The coding region runs from base 1 to 1644 and encodes 547 amino acids. The transcript has a single exon. Gene Ontology annotation, cellular component: mitochondrion. Gene Ontology annotation, molecular function: phosphatidate cytidylyltransferase activity. Gene Ontology annotation, biological process: CDP-diacylglycerol biosynthetic process; cardiolipin biosynthetic process. NCBI's taxonomy places the organism in Eukaryota, Fungi, Ascomycota, Eurotiomycetes, Onygenales, Arthrodermataceae. The record is from RefSeq and is a predicted model, not a curated record.
AUGCGCCAGCUCCAUGUGUGUAUACUCUCCUGCUCCCUCUCUCCCUCGCAAAUCCAAGUCUGUCUGGUCCGCAACAGACGGCUGACCUUUGGUACCGAGCAGAUCUUGAGGCCCAAGCUGGCCUUCACUUGUGGCCGGCCUCAAGCUGUUCCCUUGACUUCGCUCGCUCUCGCUUCCAAUUCCUCCUACGUUCGACUUCUGUCUACCGAGCAGACAUCCACGCAGCUAGGCUCCAAUGCAGGCCCUCCACCAGGGUUCGAUAUCAACGACCAUAGACAUACUCCCUUGCCCUCAAGUUCAUCUCCAUCGUCUACAUCUUCAUCCCCUGAUUUAGGGAAACCUAGCGGGUCAUCUACACCACGAACCGAGUUUGAUUGGGAGGAUAAUCCUAAUUUCUUGAUCAAGAACUUCUCCGAGCUCCCCUCAAAAAAUUUUGGAGUCAACCAGCAUAUGAUAAUAAAUGAAGAGUUUAAGGAAGCUCUCAGACAGAUCCUUUGGCAAUUCAAAGCGCCGAUUAGAUAUGCCUUUGCCUACGGGUCUGGCGUUUUCCCGCAGAGUGGGACGUCUGGAGGUAGUUGUCAUCCGUCGCCUCCGCAGGCAAUCCAAGCAGUGCAGCAAGGCGGUGGGAAGAUGAUCGAUUUUAUUUUUGGAGUUUCACACAGCCAGCACUGGCAUUCUCUAAACUUGAAUCAGCACCGCAAUCACUACUCUGCCCUUGGCUCAAUGGGGUCAUACGUUGUCUCGCAGGUACAGGAGAGAAUGGGAGCCGGAGUCUACUUCAACCCAUACAUAACCGUGAAUGGAACUUUGAUUAAAUACGGCGUUGUCAAUAUCGAUACCCUUUGCAAAGACCUAAGCCAAUGGGACUCACUAUACCUUGCCGGACGACUCCAUAAGCCAGUCAAGAUCCUGCGGGACCACCCAAGUGUCCGGCUGGCCAACCAGGUUAACCUACUGUCAGCUGUCCGCGUUGCGCUUCUCCUAUUGCCUCCGAAGUUUACCGAACAAGAGCUAUACCGAAAGAUUGCUGGUAUAAGCUACCAAGGCGACCCACGUAUGUCCUUUGGCUCAGAGAACACUAGGAAGAUCCAUAACAUUGUCUCUGCCCAGAUCACAAACUUCCGUCGAUUGUACGCACCUUUAAUUGAAACAUUACCGAACGUAUCCUUUAAUGAUUCCCAGUGCAAUAAUCCAGACUGGCUUGACAAUCCAGACAUAAAUGUCUCCCUAGAGCAAGAUAUGGACCCUAUCAAACGUGGUAAUAUGGUUCGACGACUCCCUAAAUCAUUCCGUGAAAAGCUCUAUUUCCAGUACCAAAGCCGGUUUAAAAUCCCACGAGGAGAAUUUGAGCUUAUGAUGGAGAAGACUGCGGAUGAGGACCCAGAGCGUUUCCAUCGCCGAGAAGGGAGUGACUUUGACAGGAGGAUCGCUGCUGAGGGUAACCUGAAGGACGAGGUGACACUAUCCAUAAAAAACACCAUAUCCUGGCCCAGUACCAGCCAGUCGAUGAAAGGUGUCCUUACAGCCGGUGUCUCCAGGUCGAUGCGCUACCUUCAGGAGAAGCGCCAGAAGUACAACGCAUCGAGGCGAUCCAGCUCCGAAUCACCCGAAACCAGUUCUGAGAACAAGACCAAGAGCGACUGA